Molecule: messenger RNA, 1555 nt
Organism: Nothobranchius furzeri (turquoise killifish)
Lineage: Eukaryota; Metazoa; Chordata; Actinopteri; Cyprinodontiformes; Nothobranchiidae
Gene: cfl2
Product: cofilin 2 (muscle)
Biological process (GO): actin filament fragmentation; actin filament severing
Cellular component (GO): cytoplasm; actin cortical patch; actin cytoskeleton
Molecular function (GO): actin filament binding
Source: RefSeq, a predicted model, not a curated record
UAAAUCCUACCCCUGACCCCGGCCUCUGUUACCCAAUCAGGGAAAUCAGAUGGUCAUUAGGCUCCGCCCCCCGCUGCAUGGCUCCGUCUCCUCUUCCUCCUCCUUCGACGCCCCCCACCCCCCUCCUCUUCCUCCUCUGGUCGGCCCAGCUAUCUUUCACCCCAUAUAGACCCCGUUCUGGAAGCGACGCAGUGCGGACAAACCGACUAAUAAAAUGGCAUCAGGUGUCACAGUGAAUGAUGAAGUCAUCAGGGUGUUUAACGACAUGAAGGUGAGAAAGUCUUCAACCCAGGACGAGGUGAAGAAGAGGAAGAAGGCUGUGCUGUUCUGUCUGAGCGAGGACAGAAAGAAGAUCAUUGUGGAGGAGGGAAAGCAGAUCCUUGUGGGAGACAUUGGAGAGACUGUGGAUGACCCUUACGCCUGCUUUGUCAAGCUCCUCCCCCUCAAUGACUGUAGAUAUGGCCUUUAUGAUGCCACCUACGAAACCAAGGAGUCCAAGAAAGAGGACCUGGUCUUCAUCUUCUGGGCCCCCGAGAGCGCUCCACUGAAGAGCAAGAUGAUCUACGCAAGCUCCAAAGAUGCCAUCAAGAAGAAGUUUACAGGUAUCAAACACGAGUGGCAGGUGAACGGGCUGGAUGACAUCCAGGACCGCCGGACGCUGGCUGAGAAGCUGGGCGGGAACGUGGUGGUGUCUCUGGAGGGUAAGCCGCUGUGAUGUCACAGUGGCGAGCUGAGCAGAGUCAAGCCAACCGCCGUGCCAUCAGGACCGAAACAACCACCGCCACCUGUACGCCACUUCACCCAGCAGCUUGCUCUGUCUGUUCCACGUCCUGAGGGUGUUAGCGUCUUUAGGCCUCGUUUUCUGUUAUCUUUGUUUUUUUUGCUUCUUUUUCAAACAUGGAGAUCUCAUUAACAUUAUGAUAUGCAAACACCUCCCAGUUUGUUGCUGUGUGACGUGUGCUCACCUGGCAUGAACAAACCCAAAACACCAACACUACCAAACCCCAGGAAGCUGUCUCUCUCUCUCUCUCACUCUCACUCACAGCCAGAGUUUUGCCAAAAAGUUGAUAUGAAGGAAGCAGCCCUGUUUCGGAGAAGAGCGCCAUGAAGCCCCGCCUCCUGCUGCACACGGGUCGCACUCAUCAAGCGUUUUACAGAUGACUUUAUUUAUUAUUGUAAACUGUUAUUUCCUCUCCGGGACCCUCAGCCUGGCAGAUGUGUCGUGUUAGACUAUGCAUUCACAAGUUUAUUGUUCAGCACUUUUUUUGUUGAAACACUACAGGUCCAGACGCUAAAGAUCCCUCAUCAGGUCUUUUCCCCUCUGUUCUCCUCGCUGGACUCAACAUCAUUCUAGCUGUUCGGCCAUGGCCUUACCUUUAAGUUUCAGGUCUGAAUGUAAUAAUGUACUUUUGAUUUGUAAGAAGCACUACAGGAAGCAGGUUUGACCCCAUCAGUGAGAGAUUACCCCACAACAACAUCUGGAGCCUUAAAGUUGAACAUUGUUUCUGAGAUCACCGAAUGCCACUUUGCAAUAAAAGCCCGUGGCAAUUCUGGA